Labeo rohita (rohu) is the source of this 1816-nucleotide messenger RNA. It is a transcript of the gene pstk, whose product is annotated as L-seryl-tRNA(Sec) kinase. Lineage: Eukaryota; Metazoa; Chordata; Actinopteri; Cypriniformes; Cyprinidae. Gene Ontology annotation, molecular function: tRNA binding; kinase activity. The record is from RefSeq and is a predicted model, not a curated record. The coding region runs from base 154 to 1158 and encodes 334 amino acids. The transcript is spliced from 6 exons.
CACACUUCCUGUUUUCAUGACGUCAAACGCCGGUAGCCAAUCAGCGGCCGAUGUUCGGCGAGUGGGCGGGGUCUGCGCGCACAUUUGCGCACAGGCUCAUCUGAAGCGCCGGUCAGAAGCACGUGACGUCGGCUGAAGUCGGUCUGUCUCCGUAUGUCUCCCGCAGCUGCGUGUCUGUGCGUCCUGUGCGGUUUACCGGCGGCCGGUAAGUCCCGCCUGGCGGGGGAGCUGCGGGGUCGCGCACAGGCCCGUGGAUGGAGGACGCUGCUCGUGACGUAUGACGAACUGAUCCCAGCGCGCGACUGGCAGGAGUCUGAAUGGAAGCAGCACAGGAGGACAGUUCUGAUGUGUCUGGAGAGAUUCCUGCAUCAGACCCACGAACUCUCAGAUCAGACUCUCACGCUCUCCGAGGCUGACGGAGUCUGGUUGCGGUUCGAGCAGAUGCGGCAGCGGCAGAGCGUCUCUCACACGCUCGUGCGCUCGCAGCCGCUCGUGGUCGUGCUGGACGAUAACUUCUACUACCAGAGCAUGAGAUACCAGAUCCAGCGGCUGGCCAGAAAACACGCCGUGGGUUUCUGUCAGGUGUUUCUCCGGUGUCCGCCGCACGUGUGUCUCCAGAGGAACCGGUGCAGAUCUCAGCCUGUUCCCGAUGAAGUUCUGCUGCAGAUGUGUGAGCGAAUGGAGCCUCCGAACGAGAUCAGAAACCCCUGGGAGCGGCAGAGCCUGACGCUGGACGGCACAGACGUCGUCGCAGACGGACACGUACAGAAGCUGAUGGACUUACUGGCGUCUGCGCUGGAAAACCCACUGAGCCCGGUCCAGGACGAGUCGCCGCAGAAGGAGGCUGACAGACAGAUUUGCGCGUCCAGCGUUCUUCACCAGGCCGAUCAGACCUGCAGACGUUCGGUUUCUCAGGCGGUGACGUCUGCUCGCGAAGGCCAGGCGUCUCCAGACGUGCUGAAGGCUCUGGCUAAAGAGCUGAAUGAGCUGAAGACGGCUUUCCUGCAGGAGCUGAAGAAGGACGUUCUUCACCGAGUCUCCGUUUUCCCAGAGGAGCCCGUCGAUACGGAGAAGCUGCUGAUGGACGUGUCUGCGGCGUUCCAGCGACGAUCACACCAGAUUGUGUCCAAACACCAGCGAAACGUGACUGACGGAUGACCGAUCGUCUUCAGCACGCCUUUGACUGCUGAUAAUAAAUCAAACUAUGAUCACAUCUUUCUGAUGGACUUGUGAUUGUGCAUGAGAUGUUAUUUUCCAGUAUUGUUUCUGUAAAUGCGUCUGUCCAUGACUCGUUCUUGCUGUCACUGAUUUUCAUUUGAAGAUCCAUGAUAUUGUUUGUUUUUCUUAACAAAGAUGGAGAUUGCAGUUCUGUAUAUUAAAUCAACAUGAUUAAUGAAUCGCAGAAAUCUGAUUUCAAUAAGAUUGUGGUUAUUGACAGUACUACCCUAUAAUUAAUGUCAUCACAGUCACGCUGACAGACUGAUCCAUAUUAAAUUGAAGUUGAUUAUUAGUGACAUCAUGAGUUUGCUGGUUCACCUUUUCACUCGUUUGACUGAUGUAAUACGUGUGUGUGUAUUUAAUUUGACGAUUUAAUACAUUUAUGUUAGCAUAAAAAGAUUUAAAAAAAAAAAGUAUAUAAAAUAUGUAAAAUAAAAAUAAGAUGUAGCUUGAAUCUAAAAAUGCGUUCAAAAAAUAAAAAAGAAUAUUUUUAUAGAAUAUUUUUGAGAUAUCAAAUUCACUCUGAGCCACGUUAUAAAAUAUAUACGGACAAUACAGAAGGUUCAACUGAAUAAAACAGCUGAUGUUGCAAAUACAA